AUGGAGAAAAUGGUAGCUCUGAGAUCGCUGUAUCGCUCACUCUCCUCCAGAUCUUAUCGAGUAGCAGCCCUCAACCAGCAGCUGCUAUGUCACUCCCAACCUCACCACCACAACGCUGGCGCUGCUCGAACCCUCUUCAGUUUCUCAUCCCCCAUGGCCAAGGACCUCUUUUCUGAUGAUUGCAGGUCCCCUCUUUCAACCGGUUUGGGAAGUAGGCGAUUUUAUAGUGAUGAUUUGAGUCACAUGCCUCCCAUUAAAGACCCUGAGCUGCUCAAUGUUUUCAAAGAUUUGAUGGCUGCAAGUUGGGACAAGCUACCUGAUAGUGUUGUCCAUGAUGCAAAGGCUGCAGUUUCUAAGAAUACUGAUGACCAGACUGGGAAGGAGUCUGUCACUAAUGUUUUCCGUGCAGCCGAAGCUGUUGAGGAGUUCGGUGGGAUGAUUACAACAUUGAAGAUGGAACUCGAUGACAGCAUUGGUUUGAGUGGAGAGAAUGUUAAGCCCUUGUCAGAUGAGUAUGUGAAUGCACUAAAGACAAUUUACAACCGCUAUACUGCCUAUUUGGAUGCAUUUGGGCCUGAGGAGACUUAUUUGCGGAAGAAGGUGGAGACAGAGUUGGGAACCAAGCUGAUAUACUUGAAGAUGAGAUGCAGUGGGAUAGGCUCUGAGUGGGGAAAGAUCACUGUUCUCGGAACUUCUGGACUUUCCGGGUCAUAUGUUGAGCAAAGAGCUUAG
Molecule: messenger RNA, 732 nt
Organism: Prunus armeniaca (apricot)
Lineage: Eukaryota; Viridiplantae; Streptophyta; Magnoliopsida; Rosales; Rosaceae
Source: the annotation of a GenBank genome assembly